Molecule: messenger RNA, 1399 nt
Organism: Adelges cooleyi (spruce gall adelgid)
Lineage: Eukaryota; Metazoa; Arthropoda; Insecta; Hemiptera; Adelgidae
Gene: Sc2
Product: probable very-long-chain enoyl-CoA reductase art-1
Exons: 8
Coding region: 274-1173 (299 amino acids)
Biological process (GO): very long-chain fatty acid biosynthetic process
Molecular function (GO): protein binding; oxidoreductase activity, acting on the CH-CH group of donors
Source: RefSeq, a predicted model, not a curated record
GAGCACAGUGCAAUCGUAUUAAACAAUAAACAUGGUAAUUUGUACUUUGCGCCAUGCAAUAGUUUAUUUUGGAAUCUGUAGUUACUAAUUUGUAUGGUUGCUGCUGUAUACCUUGAGCUUAAAAACGAGUCAUACAGCUGUACUCUAUGAAACGAGUUCACAGUCAACUGGUUUGAUAAAUGAUAAUUUUGACUGCACCGGUGUAUCGCCUGGACGUCCUUCACCACAAUAUUUCAACUGAUUUCUCGUUUGGACUUCAUAUUUUAUUCAACAAUGGAGCUUGAAAUCUUAACUACUAGUGAAAAAAACAUUGGAAAAAUAAAAGUUACAGAUGCUUCUCAAGUUAGCGACAUCAAAAAAAGCAUUAGUAAAGUUAAACCAUCUUUAUACCCAGAAAGGCAGUCACUUCGACUUGAAGUUAAAGGGAAAAGCCUUAAAGAAACUGAUAGAGUAAAAGAUUUAGGUUUGACAAAUGGCUCUAAACUUUAUGUUAAGGAUUUGGGCCCUCAAAUUGGUUGGUCUACUGUUUUUAUGGCAGAAUAUGCUGGGCCAUUAUUUGUGUAUCUAUUAUUUUACAUUAGGCCAAGUCUAAUAUACGGUACUGCUGCUAGUCAGCAAAUGUCUCAAGUCGCCAAUGUUGCAGCAUAUUGUUGGUCAUUUCAUUAUGCUAAACGUGUGUUUGAAACUGUAUUUGUACAUCGUUUCUCACAUGCUACGAUGCCAAUAGGUAAUCUUUUCAAAAAUUGUUCUUACUAUUGGGGAUUUACUGCAUUCGUUUCAUAUUUUGUAAAUCAUCCUUUAUAUACCCCACCGUGUACUUUUCAAUACUAUGUUGGUCUUGGAACUUUCAUUUUUUGUGAAUUGGGUAAUUUGAGUAUUCAUAUUGCCUUAAGAAAUCUUCGGCCACCCGGCACAAAAGUGAGACGAAUUCCCAUGCCGACUGUAAAUCCAUUUACACUCCUCUUUAACUUUGUAUCCUGUCCGAAUUAUACUUAUGAAGUUGGUAGUUGGAUUGGAUUUACCAUCAUGACAUGUACAUUCCCAGCGGCUCUAUUUACAUUUGCUGGAUUUUAUCAAAUGGCUCUUUGGGCUCUUGGAAAACACAGAAAUUAUAAGAAAGAAUUUCCUGACUACCCGAAAAAUAGGAAAUCAAUUAUUCCAUUUUUGCUUUAAAUUCUUUCUUUUAUUGUUGUAAUUUUUAUUUGUACUGAAUAUUUGUACUACUUGUAGAACUGAUGGUGGGUGACUUUUUUUGUAUUUUGGUUAGUAUUUAAUAUAUACUAAACGUAUGCACCUGUGAAAAUUGUAUUAUUGUAGAAGUAACAUAUGUAAGGGACAAAAUAUGUUCUACAAAUUUUGCAUUCAUUUAAAUCCCUAAUAAAUCACAGGUUAAAUAUUA